Manis pentadactyla (Chinese pangolin) is the source of this 3388-nucleotide messenger RNA. It is a transcript of the gene CDKN2B, whose product is annotated as cyclin dependent kinase inhibitor 2B. The record is from RefSeq and is a predicted model, not a curated record. The transcript is spliced from 2 exons. The coding region runs from base 349 to 771 and encodes 140 amino acids. Gene Ontology annotation, biological process: regulation of cyclin-dependent protein serine/threonine kinase activity; negative regulation of cell population proliferation. Gene Ontology annotation, cellular component: nucleus. Gene Ontology annotation, molecular function: cyclin-dependent protein serine/threonine kinase inhibitor activity; protein kinase binding. Lineage: Eukaryota; Metazoa; Chordata; Mammalia; Pholidota; Manidae.
AAACGGGUUCUUUCCCGGCCGGUCCUCUACUCUGCCAGAGCGGGGUUCGGCGGGGAGAACGCUGCUACACGCCCGCCUUCUGCGGCCGGAGCCGCUUAGAGCGAGGCUGCCGCAGCACGAGGCUACUUUUCCUGGCAACGAUCCAGGAAAAGCCCGGUUUAACCGCCGGCCGCUCGACCAUUGCACGGGUCUCCUAGCCGCGGGACAGCGAAAGGGGGCGGAAGCUGAAUUAAGCUCUCCCCGGAGGGGAGAGCGCUCCAGGGAGAGGCGGGGAGGGAAGGAGGAGUGUCGCGAAGUUUAAGGCCAGCAGUGGAUUAUCCGGGUCAUUUUGCGUCCAGGGGCUACGAAAUGCGCGGAGAAGACAAGGGCAGGAUCGGUGGUGGUGGUGGCGGCAGCGGUACGGGCCUGGCCAGCGCCGCGGCGCGGGGGCAAGUGGAGGCCGUGCGGCACCUCCUAGAAGCCGGCGCGGAUCCAAACGGAGUCAAUCGCUUCGGGAGACGCCCGAUCCAGGUCAUGAUGAUGGGCAGCGCCCGCGUGGCCGAGCUGCUGCUGCUCCAUGGCGCGGACCCCAACUGCACCGACCCCGCCACCCUCACCCAACCCGUGCACGACGCCGCCCGGGAGGGCUUCCUGGACACGCUGGUGGCGCUGCACCGAGCCGGGGCGCGGCUGGACGUGCGCGACGCCUGGGGCCGCCUGCCCGCGGACCUGGCUGAGGAGCGGGGCCACCGCGACGUCGCCCUGUAUCUGCGCGCGGCCGCAGGAGACUGAUGGCAGGUGCCCCCUGCCGCCCACAACGUUUCUCUCUCCAGUUCCCACGCCCAACUUUAAAUGAAGGCUACAAAUGUGGAGCGGCGGAAAGCCUUAUUGCCUUCCUGCGUGACUGGGCUCCUCGCGGGGAAGAAGGGAUAGACUGGGAAUAAAUUAUUUUAUGUUGUUCUUCCCCUGGAUCCCGCCCUCGCCACUCACCUUGAAGCAAAACAGAGGUGGGGCAAAUGGAUUUCCCGAGAGAUUUAGGAGCGGAAUGCGAAGUUCCCGGGUGUCGUUUUUUUUUUCCAGGAUUUUCUCCGAAAAGCGGCAUGUGAAGAAGUCCUGAAUGACCCCGGGUGCCUGCGAAUUUUCACCCAGAAGAUGCUGGGGGCGGAGUGGGAGGCGGCGGUGAGUGGGAUUCGGGCACGACGCCGUGAUAAGCUCGCCCCACUCGCCUUGAAGGAGCCCUGUGAGCCUCCGCUUCCGGCGCUGGGCGCUGGCGGCUGUGAGGGAAAACCUGAGCCUUUGGGGUCCAGACGAGGACGGCGGACAGAUCCGUCAGUAGGCGCCCAACGCUUUACACGCAGUGCAUUACAGGCAAAUGAUACUCACUGGAAGCCCGGAGACUCGCGCCCAACUCCACUGGAUAGUGACGGGGAAGAAAAGCCACAGGAGCCCCUGCGAAUUCGCGCACGCUUUAAAAUCCCUCGGUCAAGGUGACGCACAACGGCUCUCAGAAAGGGGCUGGCACUUGCUGUUCGCAAUUCUGUCGAGGUGAGAUUCCUGCGGCGUUCCUGACGUCAGCUCACAGUGACGUGGUAGAUUGCAGUGAGAGCAACUGUAGCAAUUAACUGUAACGAUAUGCUUCAUAUAUAUAUACUAUCGGCUACAGAAGCCCCCCCCCGUGAAAUUCCCAGUAUUUUUGUUGUUCAUUAACAAUCGCACUUAAUGGAGAGGCUUUAAAUACAGUAGCUCAUGUUCCUUGGUGAGAAAGUAAGGGAGAACUAAAGCUCUUAAAUGAAACAUAAUGCCAACGCCUAAUUAGUUUCACCUUCAACCUAUUUAUUUCUUCGUUAAAUUUUUUUUUUUUUUACUGUUUCCUUUUAAGAGUGUCUCAGGGGUCAAACUAUGAAAUAUUCCAAAUGUCUUUUAGAAGGGGUCGAUGCACUUACGCAGUAAAUUAUCUCCGGACAUUUACCAAAAGUUUGCUCAAAGAGUAGACUGAGUAUAGAAUUGUUGAAAAUAUAUGAUGAAGGCUCUGGAAUGUAUAUCUGCUGAACAAACUAAAGGUGCAUUGCUUUGGGAUUUAAUUACCAGUGUUGCUUGAUUCAUUACAGCAUUGGAACAACUGAUACUUCACUGCUUUAAUAAAGAAAAAAUAAUAGAGAUUGGACUCCCAAGAUGUGGGUAAUUUGGUUUAAAUAUAUAUUUCAUGAAUUUACCACUAACUCCUGAGAAAUGUUAAAGGCUUAAAGGGGUUCACUUCUCUUUAAGAUAUUCACUCUAUGGUGGUGCAAAGUAAGUCUGUCUAGCUCCAAAGCUUCUGGUUACAUUUUUGUUUUUCCACUGCACCAUCCUGUUCUCCAACAUCAUUAAUGAUAGAUAUAAAGCAAGCUAAUCUUUUUAAGCAGAAACAGGAUCUCCCUUGUAAGUUUCUAGGAUCUUUUUCUUUCUAUAGUAUUUAAUAAAUCUGAACACUGUUUUCUACUUUAAAAUAUUAAAAAUAUGAAGAAUAGCCUCCAAAGACCUAAAAAAAGGAUUUGGGGAACAAAGGAAAUGGAAAUCCCAUUUCAAAUUAAGUCAUAGGGACAGAAAACACAAUUUUAAUUAUCAAUUAAGCACCCAACUACUAUCGGUUUUAAGAACAGUAUUUUAAAGUUUAUAUCGUUUUUAUAAUUACUAAGAAGUAUUGUGCAUAAAACCCAAGUGAUCGUUUAAAAUCUUUCAUUUCACUUAUGAAAUCCCUUAUCUUGUCCUCUACUUAAGUUCCAAGAUAUUCAAAUUUGCUAGCUCCAAGAGGCUGAGUAAUGAAAAAUAAUACUCCCUUGAAAUACAUAUGAAACCUGUAACUUCACUUCUAAUUUAAAGAAAUUGUGGAGUCUGGUAACAAACUGGUAUCAAGGAAAACCAAAAAAAGAUGUGGUUGUGUACUUCACAGUACCAUACUACAUUGUUUCUGUUUCUUUUGUACACACACACAUCAAAACAUUAUUGGAAACCAAACCACCUGGCUGCACUGAAAUAGUAAUUUAUUAAUGUAUGUAAAUUCAACUUUCAAAACCACCUGGUAGACAGGUUUGGCUAGUGUGUUUCAUCGGCAGCACAAGGAGGUAUACACUGUUAAAUAUGUUAAAAGAUUUAUUUUGAAGGAUACAUACAAACAAACAGCUCUACAUACAUGAGCCCUGAUUCUGGCUGCACUGUGGAAUUACAAAAAAUAAGCAUGUAUAUUUCUGUAUCUAAGUCUAAAAUAUUACCAAGUUGUGUGCAAAUCUUACUACCUAACCUUCAUUCCAACAUGUGGAAGUGAAACAAAUUCAGAACUUAAUAACUUAUUCAUGUGACCUUGUUUUUAUAUUUUCUUUUUCAACUGAGUGGAUGGGUGAAAAAACAAAGAUGAUUUUCUAUGAAAGCAAAA